Molecule: messenger RNA, 991 nt
Organism: Periconia digitata
Lineage: Eukaryota; Fungi; Ascomycota; Dothideomycetes; Pleosporales; Periconiaceae
Source: the annotation of a GenBank genome assembly
CAUGUCUUCAACACGGGAUCGAAUCCUCACCCUAGUUCUUCUCACACUCGUCUCUGCCGGACCCUGCGAUAUUUAUGGUUCUGGGAAUACUCCUUGUGUAGCUGCGCAUAGUACCACCCGAGCUCUUUACGAUUCCUACAAAGGCAACUUAUACCAAGUCCAACGAGCCUCAGACAGUAAAACACAAGACGUCGCUCCCCUGAAGCCCGGAGGAGUUGCGGACGCUGGUUCGCAAGACAAGUUUUGCGAAGGCACUAGCUGUGUCAUCAGCAUCAUAUAUGAUCAAUCGGGUCAAGGGAACGACCUUCGCGCCGCACCAUCAGGAGGCGCAACUGGUAACCAAACAGGUCCUGAUAGAUUAGCUGAUGCGACUGCUGCACCUGUGAAGGUUGAUGGUCAGAAAGCUUAUGGAGUGUUUAUUUCCCAAGGUGUUGGGUACCGUCAGGAUGUCACCAAGGGAGUCGUUACUGGGGAUAAGGAAGAGGGAAUGUACUUUGUUGUUGACGGGACGCACUCAAAUGGCCAGUGCUGCUUCGAUUAUGGCAACGCAGAGGUGUCGAAUAACGACACGGGAAAAGGCAGUAUGGAAGCACUCUACUUCGGUAAUGCCCCGAGUGGGAAAACAAGCGGCAGUGGCCCAUGGAUUGCAGCAGACCUCGAAGACGGCGUAUGGGCAUCUAUCGACCAACCCAGCCCAUCUAUGAACUCUCGCUUUGUCUUUGGUGCGUUGAAAGGAAGCGCGGAAAAGUAUUCUCUGCGUGGUGCUGAUGCUACCGGUGGAAUGAUGCAAACGCAUUAUUCCGGCACGCGACCAGAUGGAUAUGUUGGCCAUAUGAAUCUCACUGGCGCGAUAAUCCUCGGUAUCGGCGGUGAUAAUAGUAAUUGGGGAGUCGGAACGUUCUAUGAGGGCGUUAUGGUCGCUGGAUCCCCGAGUGAUGAUACCGAGAAUUCUGUGCAGGCCAACAUAGUUGCUGCGAAGUACUCGACUUAG